Molecule: messenger RNA, 4230 nt
Organism: Zerene cesonia (dogface butterfly)
Lineage: Eukaryota; Metazoa; Arthropoda; Insecta; Lepidoptera; Pieridae
Exons: 25
Coding region: 1-4230 (1409 amino acids)
Cellular component (GO): membrane
Source: RefSeq, a predicted model, not a curated record
AUGGCAUAUUUCGCAUCGUUUUGGAAAGCAAGGAUCAUAGAAAAGCACCGCCGCGAAUAUGAAAACGAGAAAAUAAAUUCCAUAUUUCAAUCAAAUACAAAAGUCCCUAAAGAUUCCGGACUUAAAUGGCGAAUAUAUGGCUACGAUACAAAACGAAAAAUGUCUGGCCAGUUUAAAAAAAUGUUUCCAGACGGUUCGAAGAUAUCAAACAUGUUGUUGUAUUUGAGAACAGAUCAAACGUUUCCUAAUUUCCUAUUGAAGAGUUUAAUAGGUUUCCUUGCCGGGAUCUUGCUCACAUAUCUUGGCUUCAUGUUCUUUGUGUUCCAAUUGUCAAUAUCGCUAGUACAUGCUACCAUAAUGAGUUCUAUUAUUGGCGUCUUACUCACAUUGGGACUGGCUUUCAGCUAUAGAAUUAGGUGUUUAGUAUUUCUUUUAAUUCCUCAAUUCUUCUCGCGUAUCGGAAGGUACACCCUCACAUGCUACGCUUUGAUACUUAUCCUGACAGGACCAGCCACUAAUACACUGAGGAAUUCAGAAGUAUUAACCGAAUCUAUGGCUUGCAGUCAGGAGCAAAUAAAAAGCAACGUGCGACAGCUAACUGAUUCCGCGAAAAGUCCAUUUAACGCGAUCAAGGACAGCGUUCACGUAAUGUUGGGUAAAAUCAACCAGGUCAACGCUAGAUUGGACGGCGUUGUGAAGAAAAUUCAAGGAUUGGUGAUUAGCAUCGCUGACAUCAUCCAAUCAUCAUACAACUGGUUAAAUAAAACAGUCAAUACUUGCAAUCGAAAACUAGGAACGCCGUAUCAACAUUGUAUGCAUGUCUUAGCUAAAGGUAUACCGAAUUGCAUAUCUACACUGGGACCAAAGCUGUCUUGGUUAUGUAAUGUGACCACAGUGGAAUCGGCAUGCGAAAUUGUUAGGACAUAUAGAGAAUUGUGUAUGUUGGAUGAAUUCGCUAAAGGAUCAUUUGCUGCUACAAUAAAAAGAAAAUUACGAGAGUUUACCAAUCGGGUGAAGAAAAUGUUCCAUGCCAGCAUGCAAGUGCAUCACCGGUUCACAGUUAGCGGCAACGCGAGUCAGUCCGCCAGUCAGGUAGCGGCCGGUAUCAUCACCGAGAUUCGGAACCGAGCUGAUCCGCUGCUGACUUGGCUGUCUUGGAGUUCUUGUGCGACUAGCUUGUUCUUGCUGCUUAUUAUUUUUAGGGCCAAAUAUUACCAGCACAUGUACGAAACUAGAUCCAGAUUUGAUAAUUGCUACGUAACAAAGGAGCUGUAUGAGCUGGAUUGGAAAAGGUUCCAAGAAGGAAGGGACACUAUUCUACCCUUAAACAGGAGAGAGAAAGCGAAGUAUAUUCCUACAACGUCAUUUCGUUUAGUGGCUACGGAAAAAGUUUUUCUAUCGCGUUCAGCUGUGGUCAUGGCCAUCACAACGUUCAAGUUGAUGAUACACAUGGUGGCAGACUAUAGUUUAUACUGGGUGCUGAUGACGAUACGUUAUCACGGACGGUUCCAGACUUUGAUUCCGCCGGGUCCUCCCGAUGGUGGCGUCAAAGUUACGGGCACAGGAUUCGGAGCAGACUUGUUAAGAUCUAUUUUUCAUAUACUGACGGUACCAUUGCAUGUGCCAGCGUCCUCUCCCAUAUCGUGCUUACCGAAUCCACAUCCACCUGAUUUUCAACGGUAUACUCAGAUUGGUAUACUUAUAAUACUGUUAUGGUUAUUUGCGUUAUUCGAACCGUAUGGCCUGCGACUGCGCCACGUGAUCAUGGGACACUAUCGUCCAGAGCGCGCGAAGGCUCGUGCUACUUGGCUAUAUAACCAUAUCUUGAGAACUAGAGGCAGUUUUAUGAAGUUAGCGAGAAGGAAACUUCAUCGCGAAUAUAAAUACAGCGGCGAGGAAAAUCUCACAUUUCGACACUGGGUGGAUUCUCAUAUACCGUGUAACUUUUUGCGUCGUUUAUUGGGAACAUUGCCUAAGGAACCGCAUUGCCUUCUUUGUGAUACUAUUGAUCUAUUAAAAGAUCCUGACACGAGAUUAAUCAGAUGUGAAACAUCAUCUUGUCCAGGAAUAUUCUGUAGGUGUUGUUUCACUGAUAUCGGUGAAAUGUGUACUAUUUGCAUGUCUCCAGCAGAUUACGGAGACCUAAGUGACAUCAGUUUGGAAAAAGGAUCCACCGACGAUGACAGCGAUUAUGAUAUCAAUGAGUACAAGGCAGAUUCAAUAAUUAUGUUUGAAAAAAAACGUGCUCGUAAAAACCAUACGGAGUAUAUGUGUAAGAGAAAUAGGCACCGAAAAUUAAAUUCUGCUACAAAAAUGGUGAACCCUUAUAAAUUGACAAUUAAUUCUACUGAUGCAACUAUUUGCUAUACGAGAUCAGAUAAUGAACUAAGUGCCACAGAAGAAAACGGAAUAAACGAUAUUUAUAACAAAACACCUUCUGAUAAAAAACAUAAUCCUAAUAAGGGUAAAUUAAAAAAUACACCAACUGAAGGUAUGCCCAAAGCUGACUCAAAAAAACGUAAUCGUGCUAAAACAGCUUUUAUCGCCUUUUCAACUUGUUUUUGUCUUAAAAAUAAAAUGACGUCAAGUGAAAGAAAGUUGAAUGAUAUGAAAAAACUCGAUCGUUCCUUUCAGAAACAGAAAAAUGAUUUUAAACGAAGAAAAAAGAAAGAAAAAAUUGUGAUGAAGUCAGAUGAAACUCUUAAAAUAAAAGCAGACAAUGAAAACGCUAGGAAUUAUAGGAUAACCGCUUAUUUACAAGAUCAAUGUUGGAAUAAAGGAAGCUGUAGAAAUAAGGAAUCAUUGGAAUUGUUGACAAAGGAAUGUGCUCUAGAUGACUUGGCAAAUCUGAGGAUUGCAGCGGCGAGGAAUAAAGCCAAAGAAGCAGAAAUACUGAAGGUCCUCGCAAAAAAAGAUUCUCAUAACAAUAUAAAGAAAUGUAAUUGUCCCCAAAAUUCCUGUAUAUGUUUACCCAAUCAAGGGACGUGUCACAACAAGUGUAAUAAACCAGUGAAAAUACAAAGGAGUUUCUUCAAAUGCCAAAAAGAUAAUAUAUUUCAUCAAAAGUGUAAACCAAAGGAUGUUUGCUGCAAAUAUGUUCGUCAUGCAACAGAUAAUGACCAAGCUGCAUCGACAACCUUCCCAGAAGUACAGAGCAAUUUGAUUCAAGUGCACGAUUUUGAUGCUGGAAAAUUUUGUAAUAAAGCCACAGAUCCGCACAAAAGGCAUGGUUUUUAUUGCUGUGCUGGAAAGGAAUUCGGCAAAAUCGGUGACAGUUUGAAGUUGUACAAUUUCAUAAACGAGACGAAGAUUUGUGAAGAUCAGUUUGGAUCUUUUAAGUAUCUUCCAGUGAAUUAUGAAGUAUCUUCAGUGCAGAAGAAUAAGACGGGAAAGCCAUUCGAGAAAAUACCGGCGAUAAAAACAAUGAAGAUAAAAGAUAUUAAAUUAAUCAAAAAUCCUGCACCAAUGAUAAAAAACCUCUAUAAAGGUUUAACGAAAUCUCGCAAAAAUCCCAACGGCGUACAAUAUGCAAAAGACACUAUUUUCAAUAAAGAACUACUCACCUCUAAUAAAACCCCACAUCGCGACACAAAGGAACAGGAAGUUUCUUCUGAUUACACGACGUCCAUGAAUGAUGAAAGCUCUAGCACAUCUAAUGUAUUCAGUCACAGCGAUGACACAAAAACAGACACCACUAUUUGCAGUCGAGUUGCUGUCAAUUUAAUUGAAGAGACACCAGUUAGAGCUAAGAUAAAUAGACACGUUAAGAAAAUUAAAGUCAACGUAACGACCAAAACGAAUCAAGGCACAACGACAGAUUUCGCCAAGUUUCGUGAUGUCAGUACAAUAACCGAUGAUUGGUGGAGUCCCAUAGUAGAAAGGAAAACUAUCAAACGCAUGAAGUAUGAACCGGCCAAUAAGUACAAAUUAACCCAGGACAAAUGCAUAUCUACGGAUAGACAUCGAAUUGUUAAAUUUUUGAGUCGCGCGCAGAUCAUACCGAGAGAAGAUAUUCUGUCUCCUUCGCGGUAUCUGUUAGAGUCCCAAAAAUACUACAAUGAGUUAUUCACUUCGAAACUGUUUGCACCACAUUUAUUUCCUGUUCUUGUAACAAAGAAGGAAAAGGAUAAAGCUUUACUGAAGAGUCGUUACAAUAAUCUUCGUAAAAACAGAAAAACUAAACGACUAGAAGACUGCAGUUCACCGCGUUUAAAGGUUUAUACUUUUUAA